Oryzias latipes (Japanese medaka) is the source of this 11771-nucleotide messenger RNA. It is a transcript of the gene chd9, whose product is annotated as chromodomain helicase DNA binding protein 9. Gene Ontology annotation, molecular function: protein binding; ATP binding. NCBI's taxonomy places the organism in Eukaryota, Metazoa, Chordata, Actinopteri, Beloniformes, Adrianichthyidae. The record is from RefSeq and is a predicted model, not a curated record.
CCAAGAGAUAAAGGCGAACUUUAAAGCUCCGUUCGGUUGGUUGAAAGUAGCUGAAGGCGCAAACUGCUGUGAGAAAUCCGUCCCUGGCGGCAGGUGAGGAGGAUGCGGGUCACUCCGGAGGCAGAAAUGACUCACGGUACCCUAUAAUGGACAUGCUGUAGCUCCGUAAGCCUACUGGGACCAACUCAAUCCAGUUGUGCUCCCAAGGUUCCCCCUCACCCUUUGGCCUCUGCCAUGGACUUUUUUGACGACUCUAACCUCUUUGAAGGAGGUUUGGAAGGAUUGGGGGAAGAUGGCUUCCCUCCAGGGCCAUCACUUGUGGAUGAGCUCAACCUCAGCGCUGAUUUUGAACCUCUCCAAGUGGAGACACUUGGCCCGGUGAAGCAUCAAGACAUGAUGCCUGGAGUCUCGGCUCAACAGCACUUACCCAAUUACAGUCAGCAAAUGGGUCAUUAUGGUGGAAUCAAGCAGCAGAACCCUAUGGCACAGGCCUUUUCUGGUUCUCAAAGCACAGGAUGUGACAUCAUGGCGGAGCAGCUUGGCCAGUUCCACAACACCGCCAUUGGUCAAGUGCCUCAAUCGAAUGGAUUGUUCUGCAACAGUGGCAGUCCAAUGUGGGGUAAUCAAGACCAGAAUGGCAACAUGUUCCACCCCUUAUCUCAACAGCAACGGCAGCAGCUUUGUCAUCAACAAUUGCACAACCAGCAACUUCAUGUCAGACAGCACCCACAACAGCAAAACCUCUCCUGCCGUCAUCAACAGGAGGAGCAGCAACACCGAAUGCGACAGCAGCAGCUGCAGCAGCAAAGUCAUCAUCAGCAUCUGUUAAACCAGCACCGACAAAUUAACACAUCAGUUGUUUCCCUGCAGCAACAGCAUCACAAUUUCUCUUUCCAUCAGGGAGGCCAGUCCAACAACCAACAGCAAGUACAACAUUCUGAGCAGCCAAUCCAACACCAAAUCCCUCAGAGAGAAGCACAGUUUUAUUCAAGGGUUCAUCCAAACAAGUCUUAUUUGGAAAAUGCUUCUUUGAGUAGGACUUCAUUACCAAUACAGCAGCAGGAUAGCUACCAUGCAUUAAGGAGAGGUCAAGCCUUCCCCGGAUCAGGACUUGAAGACUCCAUCCUAUCACACCCGACACAUUCAUCAUCAAGAGUUCAGUCCCUUUCCACUUGCUCUGUCACUUCUGCUAAUGCUUACCAACCAGCUCCAUACCCUGCUUACCCCGGGGAGUCAGAAAUACCCAAUUUUGGUCAGCUGUCUUCAUCCACAGCCACAGUGUCUGGGCCCACUGCCACCUCAUCUCUCACUUCUACAGUGCCUGGGCUCUCAGGGGCAGCAUGCCAGUUCCAGUCCCCAGCUCUUAUGCGUCAGCUGCACACUAAAACAACCGUCAACCAGGCAGACGAGUGCUCCUUUCAGGUCUUGGGGUGCUCUGUUGAGUCCCAGAAAAACUUCAAGUCAUCUGAGAUGUUUGGUGAAACAAUGAAGUGUUACCCCAACGUUGGCAGGCCCCUGCCCUCUGAGCAGCCUCAGUGCUGCGGGGCUAUCAACACUAAUGGAUACCAAGCCUUGGGAGAUGGGCUUUUGGCAUCAGAAGCCCAGGAUUCAAAGCUGGAGAGCCUGGAAACUACUGACCUGCUACCUGACCUCCUGCCCCAGCUGGAGGACACUUUUAAGGCUGAACCAUGGAUAGAAGCCAGUCAGAAGGGGUGUGAUGACAGCAAUCCAACAUCUAGAGAAUACAAAGCUGAAAAUCCUCGAAAGAACAUCAAUGGUCCGGGAAGCCAGGUGUGCGUCCUCAGUCCUCCAGUGAAGAGCAACUCGUCGUCUUCGUCUUCUUCCUCUUCGUCCUCGUCAUCGUCCUCCUCGUCAUCCAGCUCCUCGUCGGAGAAGAGGGUACCUCGGAGGACGCCUCAACAGAUGGAGUCAACUCUACUGGACAAGCAGGAGAAGGCAAACAGAAUAAUAUCAGAGGCUAUUGCUAAGGCCCGGCAACGAGGGGAGAAGAACAUCCCGCGGGUCAUGAGCCCCGAGAGUUUCCCCAGUUCUUCUGCUCAGUUCAAGACCCACCGUGACCGUGGGCACAAAGGAAACGGCAAGGCCCGAUCCAAAGACAAGUCAUCUAAGAGGGCCUGCAUUAUACAGUCCAAGCCAAAGCAGAAAGCCAAGAUCGGGAAAAUUGUGAUCAAGAUUGGAAAAAAGAAGAAAAGAAAGCAGGAGUCCUCAGAGGAGGAGUCGGAUGAAGACCCUCCCCUUCGACACACUUCUAAAGAUGACGACUCGAAGAGGCGCUCCAACAGACAGGUGAAGCGCAAAAAGUACACUGAAGAGCUGGAGACCAGGCUGUCUGAUGAAGAAGUCAAGGUGAUUGUUAAAGCCAAGAAAAGCAACACAGCAGCAUCCAAGGAACCGUCCGUGCAGCUGUUUGUUGAGAAUCCUUCUGAGGAGGACGCUGCAGUCGUUGAUAAAAUCAUGUCUUCUCGAGUUGUGAAGAAGGAGGUCUCCCCAGGAGUGAUGGUAGAAGUGGAGGAGUUUUUUGUAAAAUACAAAAACUACUCCUACUUGCACUGCGAGUGGGCCACAGAGCAGCAGCUGGAGAAGGACAAGAGGAUUCAGCAGAAGAUCAAACGCUUCAAGAUGAAACAAGCACAGAGGGCCCUCUUCUUUGCAGACAUCGAGGAGGACCCUUUUAAUCCUGAUUAUGUAGAGGUGGACCGGGUACUAGAAGUGUCGUAUUGUGAGGACAAAGACACGGGGCAGGAAGUGGUGUAUUACCUGGUGAAGUGGUGCUCCCUGCCUUAUGAGGACAGCACCUGGGAGCUGAAGGACGAUGUGGAUCAAAGCAAGAUUGAGGAGUUUGAGCAGCUGCAGGCAGUCAAGCCAGACUCUCGGAGGGUGGAGCGGCCCCCAGCCAACCUGUGGAAGAAAAGGGAGCAUUCCAGGGAGUACAGGAACGGAAACAUGCUCAGGGACUACCAGCUGGAGGGGGUCAACUGGCUCCUGUUCAACUGGUACAACAGACGCAACUGCAUCCUGGCAGAUGAGAUGGGCCUGGGAAAAACCAUCCAGUCCAUCACAUUCCUGGAGGAGAUUUAUCGCAUUGGCAUCAAGGGGCCUUUCCUCAUCAUUGCACCCCUCUCCACCAUUGCCAACUGGGAGCGCGAGUUCCAUACUUGGACCCACCUCAAUGUCAUCGUUUAUCACGGGAGCGUAGUCAGUAGGCAGAUGCUCCAGCAGUACGAGAUGUACUUCAGGGAUGCUCAGGGUCGUGCGAUACGAGGCGCCUACAGGUUCCAGGCUGUCAUCACCACGUUUGAGAUGAUCCUGGGCGGCUGCCCUGAGCUCAACGCCAUCGAGUGGCGCUGCGUCAUCAUCGACGAAGCCCACCGCCUCAAGAACAAAAACUGCAAGCUUCUGGAAGGCUUCAAGCUCAUGAAUUUGGAGCACAAGGUCUUGCUGACGGGUACGCCUCUGCAGAACACAGUGGAGGAGCUGUUCAGCCUCCUCCACUUCCUGGAGCCAACGCGCUUCCCCUCAGAAAACACCUUCAUGCAGGAGUUUGGAGACCUCAAGACCGAGGAGCAGGUGCAGAAACUCCAGGGCAUCCUGAAACCCAUGAUGCUGCGUCGUUUGAAAGAGGAUGUGGAGAAGAAACUGGCUCCUAAAGAGGAAACUAUCAUUGAGGUUGAACUGACCAACAUCCAGAAGAAAUACUAUCGUGCCAUCCUGGAGAAGAACUUUUCCUUUCUGGCUAAAGGAGCGGGCCAGGCAAACAUGCCCAAUCUGGUCAACACAAUGAUGGAACUAAGAAAGUGUUGCAACCACCCCUACCUCAUCAAAGGAGCAGAAGAAAAGAUUCUAGAGGACUUCAGGGAAGUUCACAACCCCUCUGCCCCCGACUACCACCUUCAGGCAAUGGUUCAGUCUGCUGGAAAGUUGGUCCUCAUCGAUAAACUGCUGCCUAAGAUGAAGGCUGGGGGCCACAAAGUGCUCAUUUUCUCUCAAAUGGUGCGCUGUCUGGACAUCUUAGAAGACUACCUCAUUCAAAGAAGGUACUUGUAUGAACGGAUUGAUGGUCGUGUUCGUGGAAACCUGCGACAGGCUGCUAUUGACCGCUUCAGUAAGCCCGACUCGGACCGCUUCGUUUUCCUUCUCUGCACAAGAGCGGGAGGCCUGGGAAUCAACCUCACUGCAGCCGACACCUGCAUCAUCUUUGACUCCGACUGGAACCCACAGAACGACCUGCAGGCUCAGGCUCGCUGCCAUCGGAUCGGUCAGAACAAGGCGGUAAAGGUGUACCGACUGGUCACCAGGAAUUCAUACGAACGGGAAAUGUUUGACCGAGCGAGCCUCAAGCUGGGCCUGGACAAAGCUGUCCUGCAGAGCAUGAGCGGCCGGGAUAACAGCCUGGGAGGAGGCUCCGGGGGAGGCGCUGUGCAGCAGCAGCUGUCCAAGAAGGAGAUUGAGGAUCUGUUGCGGCGUGGCGCCUACGGGGCCAUCAUGGAUGAAGAGGAUGAAGGGGCCAAAUUCUGUGAGGAGGACAUUGACCAGAUCCUCCAGCGGCGAACAAAGACCAUCACUAUCGAGUCUGAGGGACGUGGGUCCACUUUUGCCAAGGCCAGUUUCGUGGCAUCUGGAAACCGCACAGACAUCUCUCUGGAUGACCCCAAUUUCUGGGACAAGUGGGCUAAAAAGGCUGACAUUGAUAUGGAAAUGGUCAACGGCAGAAACAGUUUAGUGAUCGACACACCUCGUGUCAGGAAGCAGACCAGGCCAUUCAGUGCCACCAAGGACGAGUUGGCAGAGCUCUCAGAGGGAGAAAGUGACGGCGACGAAACCAAACCUAAACUCAGGCGGAACGAUCGCCUCAACAGCUACGGCCGCACGGAAUGCUUCAGAGUAGAGAAGAACUUGCUUGUGUACGGGUGGGGUCGCUGGAAGGAUAUUCUCAACCACGGUCGUUUUAAAAAACAGCUGACUGAGUGGGACGUAGAGUCCAUCUGCAGGGCCCUGCUGGCUUACUGCCUGGUCCAUUACCGUGGAGACGACAAAAUCAAGAGCUUCAUGUGGGACCUCAUUGCCCCGACCGAGGAUGGACGCACAAAGGAGCUGCAGAAUCACCUGGGCUUGUCAGCUCCAGUCCCACGGGGCAGGAAGGGGAAGAAGAUGAAGACUCAGUCCAGCUCUUUUGACAUCCACAAGGCAGAGUGGUUGAGGAAGCACAACCCAGAGCAUAUUCUUCAGGACGAUGGUUACAAGAAGCACCUGAAACAUCACUGCAACAAGGUGCUGCUCAGGGUCAGAAUGCUCUACUACCUAAAACAGGAGGUGAUAGGGAGCCUGGCCCAAAAGGUGCUGGACGGCGCGGACUCCAGUGAGAUAAAGAUCUGGGUGCCAGAUCCCGACCAUUCAGAGCUGCCGGCUCUGUGGUGGGAUGCAAUCGCUGACAAAUGCCUGCUUCUCGGCAUCUUCAAGCAUGGUUAUGAAAAGUACAACACUAUUCGUGCAGACCCAACUCUCUGCUUCUUAGAGCGCGUGGGACGGCCCGACGAGAAGGCAAUCGCUGCCGAACAGAGAGCCAACGACUUAAUGGAUGGGGAUGUGGAUGAUCCAGAGUACAAGCCUGCUCCGGCUCUGCUAAAGGACGACAUGGAGGAUGACGCCUCCUCUCCUGGAGAUUUAGUCGUCUCUGAUAAUGCUGGAGAUGCCGCCCCUGUGAUGGAAGGCCAGAGUGCCUACUGGCCCUCCCCCUCUGUGCUGACAGCCCGACUUCGGCGGCUGAUCACAGCCUCGCAGCGCUUCACCAAGACCCGGCAAAUCAUGCACAUCCACCAGGCUCAGUCUCAGUUCCAAACUCAGUCCCAGCAGCCAAUGCUUCUGCCCACUGCAUUCUGUCCCCUGCCCCCAAUGCUCAACGACACACUCAACCCCAAGAUGGCUGCGAAAAUUGAGCGUCAGCAAAGGUGGACCAGGCGCGAAGAGGCAGAUUUCUAUCGAGUGGUUUCCACAUUCGGGGUUGUUUUCGACCCAAGCCUCGGGCGCUUCGACUGGACCAAGUUCAGAGCCAUGGCUCGACUGCACAAGAAAACCGACGAGAGCCUUCAGAAGUACCUCUGCGCCUUCACCGCCAUGUGUCGACGGGUGUGUCGCUUGCCGCCAAAAGAGGGAGACUCGGCUGUGGACCCGUCUCUGACCAUCCAGCCCAUCACGGAGGAGCGAGCUUCCCGCACCCUGUACCGAGUCGAGCUGCUUCGUCAAGUCCGGGAACAGGUUCUCAGACAUCCACUGCUCUACGAACGCCUGUCGCUGUGUCAGAUGAGCUCGGAUUUGCCCGUGUGGUGGGAGGCUGGCGCUCACGACCAUGACCUGCUGAUCGGGGCUGCCAAGCACGGCGUGAGCCGCACAGAUUACCACAUCCUGAGAGACCCUGAGCUCAGCUUCAUGGCGGCCCAGCGCAACUACAGCCAAAGUAAAGCUGCCCAGCAGCAGCAGCAGGCACAUUUACCCACCCCCCAUCUGCACCCUCAAUACCAGGCGGCCAGCGCAGUGUUAACAGGCUCUCCGAUGCCCAUGUCCACUCAGAAAGACGCCGAUCCCUGUGGGGUUAUACCCAAAGUGGAGCCAGCCUCAGAGGAGGAGGAGGAGGAGACUAAGGAGAGACGAGGGGAGAGCUGGAGUGCACCGGAAAUGCCAUCAGCUCCCUCAGCUCCCUCGGUUCUGGAAGAAAAGCCUGUUUUACCAGUGAGGGACAUGGAGAAGCAGAUGGUGGCCGCACGAACCAAACCACUCACACCCAACUCGUCUGAGAAGAAACCCAAAAAGGCCAGCAAGAGGGGUCGCAAGGAGGCCCGACGCGGCUCCGGGUCGGACUCCGACGGUUCCUCUUCAAGCUCAUCAUCCCGCUCUUCUUCAUCCUCCUCAUCAUCUUCCUCCUCCUCACGCUCCGGAUCCAGCUCCUCUUCUUCAUCAACCUCUUGCUCUUCCGGCUCCUCGUCGUCCUCCUCUUCCUCCUCAUCCUCUUCUGAUGACAGUGAAAGUGAGGGGGAGGAGGAGAAGAAGAAAGUGCCUGCAGCAGCAAGCGUGAAGGGUUUUGACGAGGACAGCGUGGCGUCUCUGAGCACCGCACGGGAUGAAGCACAAGAUGCCCAUUUGUCGGAGAACGGCAUCUCCAGCAAUUCAUCUCAUCCCUUUCAGGGAGGAGGGUACAUGCUGGCUGCAUCGUACUGGCCAAAGGACCGAGUCAUUAUCAACCGCCUGGACAGCAUCUGCCAGGCAGUGCUCAAAGGCAAGUGGCCAGGCCCACGGCGGGUCUAUGAGCCCGGCAGCGCAGUGGCCUCCUUCUACACCACCAAGCUGCUGGACAAUGCCAACAACAGCGUGAGCGAGGACCCCUCUGCCUCGCCACAGGGGUCAAAGGUGACCAAGCAUGUUGCAGAAAACAAGGAGUUCUCAGUAAAACUCAACGAUCAGGAAGGGGGUCUGAAGCUGACCUUCCAGAAGCAAGGUCUACCUCUGAAGAGGCCUUUGGAGCCCGAAGAAGGCCCCCAGGCCCAGCAGCAGUACCUGGCCCGGCUUCAGGAGCUGCAGAACGCUUCGGACACAGGACUGGCUGACAUUACUAAGCCUCAAAGCAACUUCCAGACGGUUUCUCCAGGUCUUACCAGUCAGAUGAGGCUGAACGGAGCACUCGAUGGUCAGCCGGCGGUGAAGAAGAGGAGGGGCAGGAAGAAGAACGUGGAGGGGAUGGACCUGCUUUUCAUGAACAGGAAUCAAACCCCUGCUGUUUCCCAUCAGAUGCCUCCAGGUUGGGGAGGUAUCGGUCAGGUGGGCAUGCCUGCAGCCGCCAUGCCAAACUACAGCCCGAGCACCAGUCAGGUCCCUGCGGACACGGAGAGCAGAGUUCCUGUCAUUAACCUCAAAGACGGCACCCGGCUCGCUGGAGACGAUGCUCCCAGGAAGAAAGAUCUGGAGCAAUGGCUCAACGAGCAUCCUGGCUUCGUGGCAGACACCGGGGCCUUCAUUCCCGGAGUAAAUAAGAUGCAAAUGCAGUUCCACUUCCAGGACGGUCGGCCAAAACAGAAAAGGCACCGCUGCAGGAACCCCAACAAGAUUGAUGUCAAUAGCCUGACGGGAGAAGAAAGGGUCCAAAUUAUCAACAGGAGAAAUGCACGCAAGAUUGGGGGAGCCUUCGCUCCUCCUCUGAAGGAUUUGUCCCGGUUCCUUCAGGAGAACCCGGAGUAUGGAGUCCCUCCUGAAUGGGCGGAUGUAGUCAAACAGUCGGGUUACCUUCCGGAGAGCAUGUUUGAUCGGAUCCUGACGGGACCCAUCGUUCCCGAGGAGGUCAGCCGACGAGGACGCCGGCCGAAGAAUCCUCUGGCAAAGAUGGCUGCAGCUGCAGCGGCGCCAAAUCCGGCUGCCUCCGCCUUUGGCUUGAACCCGGUCUUGGCUAACGGCCUACUCCCUGGUAUGGACCUCACCAGUUUGCAGGCUUUCCAGCAAAACCUCCAGAGUUUACAGUCCCUGCAGCUCACUGCUGGUCUCCUGGGCCUGCCGUCUGACACCAGCAACCUGGCUGCAAGUAAUUUAGCUGCUAUGUUUCCCAUGAUGCUCUCUGGUAUGGCUGGAAUGCCAAACCUGCUGGGUGUGAGCAACCUGCUUGGGAAACCGGCUCAGGAAGGAGCAGGAGGCUCUGAAGAGAAGACAAAGGGAAUCAGCAGCAGUGCAACAGAUGAGACGUCUGCCUCUGAAACCCCCUCUCACACCUCAGACAACAAAGGAGAAAGGACAGAGGACUCAAACGGGACUCCUUCCUCCACUUCCAGCUCUUCUUCCUCUGCCACCACCACACAAAGUGCUUCAGCUGCAUCUGCAGCCACCAGUCAACCACUUUCUCUUAACCCUUUGUUACUCUCCAGUAUGCUUUACCCAGGGAUGCUUCUCACUCCAGGCCUUAACCUUCCCGUGUCUGCCACACAGCAGCCGAGCUCAAACAAUGACCCUUCCACCCUUCCGUCUGCUGCUGCUGCUCCUCCUCCUGCAACCCCCCAGUCCUCACUGCAAGGGGCAGAGCAGCUUCAAGCGCAGAAGGAUCGAGAGGAGGACGACGAAGAGGAGGACGACGACGAGGUGCCAGAGGAGACUGUAGAUGAGGAGGAAGAUGAGGACGAACCGUCAGAUCCAAAAGAAAACUGUGAUCUCAAAGGUUCGGCCAAAGCGGAUUCGUCUUCGUCAGAGUCUGGGAGCUCCUCCUCAUCUUCUGAUAAUUCAGACUCGAGUGACGAGGACUGAACCUAUAAAUAUAUAACAGAAAUUUUAUUUAUGUAUUGCUUAGAAAUGUAAACAUAUAUUCACAUAUUUGGAUUUUUUCAAGCACUUAUGUUGAAAUUUCUUUACAUGUAAAUAUGAAAACUAACUACAAUGUUGUGUAAGAAAGUCUACAAAAAAAAACAAAAAAAACAAAAAAAAACAGGAAGAACUGACCUAAAGUAUGUGUUUGUUCACGAGGUACAAUCUUGUUUGAGACAUUUUGCAUGUCCGGCUUCAGUGGAACUCUGAACUCUGUGAACAUGUACCACACCAUUGUGUACAACUGCAACAAAAAACGGCAUUAUUGUAAUUAUGUCAGGAUUAAUUUUAUUAAAAAAAAGUGAAACUACAUCAACAUGCUCUUGGAGCUGUACUGUUAAUAUAUUUUGAUUGUCAGGGGCGGGGCUGUGGGGAGAUUGACGCUUGACACUUUGGCUCCUCUUUGUAAAUAGUCUGUACCUUUUUGCUGGUUUGUUGACACCCAUGCUUGGCAGAUUACACAUCGGAUAUGUCAGCAAUAACCUGGGCAGCUAAUGAAUGUCACUGAAGCUGUAGAUUCUCCGUCUGCCAUGUUUUUGACACUCACCACCCCCCCGUGCACAACUUGGCUCCGCCUCACAAACUUCACUUUCUGGAGGUUGUUAUUUUUGGUGACACAAUCACCUGGCAUUCUCUCUUCAAAUAUCAAAUCAGUGGGGAAACUUCUCAAUAACAAUUCACAAUUCUUAAUAAGCUCAAGUCACUUUUUUUUAGUGGAUUGUUAUUUUUUUCUCUCUCUCAAAGAUUCACACAUUUUAUCGUCUUUUUUUUAUUUUUCACCAUCACCUUAUGAUAGUUGUGCUUCUGCGUUGCCCACAGUUUGUUCAUACGCACAUCUAUAUUGAAUAAAAGCUCCUCAAACUGUGGUGAAAAAAUUUGACUGUGUGCCAAAAAACAACAACUGCCCUUUGACCCCCCUCCCUUUGACAGUGUUUCUGGAUAUUACUACAGUCUUUGUGCAUUGAACUGCAUCUUUACCUCAACUCUGCUCAAUGGUUUGGCUUCACUGUGCAAAUGUACAUGUGCAUGAGUGUAUUUUUGCUCUCUGUCCAUGUACACAACUCCCUUGUAUCUGCUAGACUGAGUGUCAGAGGCCUUUUUGUCCAUUUUUCCUCUGAGAGCUUCCACCAUGUUGUUUUUUUUUUUAUCCCCCCCACCCCUCCGUUUCUCUGGGAUGGCAUCUUCCACUGUUAAAACCUUCCUGUGCUGAAGGGACAAACUAGAACUCAGAAGCCACAUCACUAAUGUGUAUCGCUUUCAAAGACGUUCUCUCAGAAGGGUUUGAAUCCAUUUUGAGUAUUAAUAUGAGGAUAUGUUCGGCUUCCGAGACGGUUCUUGUUUUAACUUUUUUUUUCCCUCAUCCACACAAAUAGAUCUCAAGCUUAGGUAGAAGUGCCCUUACCUCGUACUUUGCUCUUGAAUUCCGCGGCUCAGAUCUGUGCCCGCUGUCCAUCCUGUUCAGUAUUCCUGCACGCGUCAGCUUUUUAGCCGUAACCAGGACACAGACACUGGAGUAUGCUCGAGCUGAAAUCCCUUUUUUUUUGUUGUAAUUUUCUUUGGCACAACAGUUUUCACUCUAGGACUGCUGUUACACAGUGGACUGUUAGACUCAUCAUUUCCAGGGAGAAACUUCUGGCUUGGGCCUCUCCAACCUGAUUCUAUACUGUUCAGUUCUUAAGUACAGCUGUAGCAUCCCUCUUUGGUGGGUUCAACCAUGAACACAAAGACUGAAGACAUGUUUGUUUUCUACUGUUGCUUUAAAGUGCUUAUCUUGUAUGCCUGUUCUAUAUAGACCUUGUCAUGGGUUUGCUUGCAAUGCAGUUGAGUUUUCAUUAAUUAUUACUAACAGUAUGGUAUUUUUCUAUGUCGGAGCAAUGAAACAUGCCACUGUCAUUUUGUACAUCUGCACCUCUGCUCUCUUUUAACUCAUAUGUAUGUCUGUAUGCAAACGCAUAGCCUCUGCUGUACCCGACUGAUGUAAGGACUUUCUGACCAUCAGUGGUGGCUCGAUUGGAUGAUGCUCUAAAAGACAGAAGUGGAGAUUUGUUUUUCUUGAUGUUGUAUUGUAGGACUCCUAAAUCACUGCUGUUGGUACAGCAGCAGUGCUGAAUUGUGGUUGACAGGCCAACAGAGACCAAUAUGCAAGAGGAACGACAAAACACACUACUGCUGUACAUGGAAGGUCUCCAAUACAGUUUUCUCAUGCAAUCCCGGAGAGUAUAAACCAGUAUCAAAUGUCACCCUGUUUUUUUUUUCUCUCUCAAACAUUGGCAAGUUGUGGUCCGUGCAGUCAAAAAAAAUUCAUGUAGUGCAGGAAAAUGCGUCUUAAGUCAUUUGUAAUUUAUUGGAUUACUUUCUAUGAAGUUCUAUAGAGGAAAUUGAGGUUUAAUUAUUUUUAUUAAACAUAUUCUUCUGACUAUUAA